Cloeon dipterum is the source of this 1591-nucleotide messenger RNA. Its product is annotated as myb-like protein D. The transcript has 3 exons. Lineage: Eukaryota; Metazoa; Arthropoda; Insecta; Ephemeroptera; Baetidae. The record is from RefSeq and is a predicted model, not a curated record. Bases 47 to 1534 code for a protein of 495 amino acids.
AGUCACUUUAAAUCGAGUCUGGUGACAGAUCGCUUUUUGCAGCACAAUGAAGCACUUUCAGCUGCUCGCGUUCUUCGCGGUUUGCAUUGCACUCGCUCCGGUAACUUCGGAGCCGAUAACGACGCCCUACAUUCCGUGCAAAGAACUGCAACCUCUCAGGACGCUCAACAUCCAACAGCUUGGUGGUGAAUGGAUCAUAAAGAAAUCCUACGCUGUGAGUGAAGAAGCGUCAUCUUUGGCUCAAACAAUUGCUAAACCGUCUCGGCAAUGCAUCAGCCAAGAAAUCUCUCAGAUUAGAGGCCCUUCGUUGGUUCUCUCCACCAUUGAUCCACAAUCCCCAAACAAUAAAAACUCCACCUCAUGCUUCGUCAAUGUGGCUCAGCAAGGUCUGUGGAGUUGCAGUCUGAAGGGACAAGAUGGAUUCGAUGUCAUGGUCGUUAUGGGUGAGCCCAACAGCUUCCUUCUCCUCGCGUCAGCAUGUGUCAGCGGCAAGUACUUCCCUGGCAUGGAGAGAUACCACCCUGCAAAAUUCGCCCCAGUCCUGUGGCUCUUCCAGAAGAAAGAUUCGACUCCACUCACGUCCGACAAAAUCAACGUGAUCGACCAGAGAGUUCAACAAAUUCUGCAAAGACCCCCAAUCCAGCGAGACAUCGAUUGUCUGCUGAGUGAUCGAUUCAAUGGUGAUGGGAAGCCGCUGAGCAACCAGGACCUCAACGAUUUCGAUAACCAGGACAUUGGCAUCAAUCGUCCUACCGGAAACGGCUUCCCCAACGCAAACAACAACGGACACCUGCCAGUGCCUGGAGGAAACCGAAGCACCAACCCUCACUUCGGAUCUCAGGGAGGCUCCACCGUGCUGAAACCCGGCAAUAAGCCUCAGACGGGAGUUGACUACGCCCAGCCUGGAAAUUCUGGCGCCCUCCAAAACAAGAAGCCGCAUCCCCCUGAGGUGCAAAAGGUCAUCGACAGCAUCAACAAUUGGUUCAAAAAUCCGAUUAAUAAGAAAAACAACGGGCAUAUUGACAACAGUAACAAUGGAGACUUCAACCACAACAAUGGCAACAGAAGACCUGGCUCAAACAACGGGAACGGAGAUUUCACCCCCAACAAUGGAAACAGAUUACCUGGCCACAACAAUGGGAACGGAGAUUUCGACCCCAACAAUGGAAAUAGAAGACCUGGCUCCAACAACGGGAACGGAGAUUUCGACCCCAACAAUGGCAACAGAAGACCUGGCCACAACAAUGGGAACGGAGAUUUCGACCCCAACAAUGGCAACCGAAGACCUGGCUCCAACAAUUGGAACGGAGAUUUCAACCCCAACAAUGGCAACAGAGGACCUGGCUCCAACAAUGGGAACAUAGGUUUCCCGAAUAAUAACAAUUUUAACUUUAGGAUUGGCGAGGGACAAGAGGAAAAAACGGAAGCCCCUGAGACCGAUGGAGCCAUCAGCGAAGCUACCGCCGCCACGCCUUUAGUAGAAGCCACUACCAUCAAGGCUACCACUCGCGCUAACAAUGGAAGAAGAUUUUAAAAACUAUUUCAAUACAUUGCAUGAAAAAUAAAAAAGUCAGCGUUUUUAGCAAAUCUA